AUGUCGUCAGAAAAGCGCCCGGCAUCCAGCUCCAUGGCCUCGGGGCAGAUGGUCAAGCGCCAAAAGUCGGACAACUCAAUGGCCUUGACGUCGGCCUCGCAGAAUGGCGCCCUCAUCCAGAGCACCCACCGCGGUCCAGCUCUGUCUGCGCCCGUCAUGGAACUGUCGGGCCAUAGCGGAGAGGUGUUUGCUGCGAGGUUCAACAACGAGGGCAACUACAUCGCUUCGGCAGGCAUGGACCGCAACAUCCUCCUCUGGCGCACUUCGGGCGACUGCGAAAACUACGGCGUCCUGUCUGGUCACAAGGGCGCCAUUCUCGACUUGCAGUGGUCACGCGACUCGCGCAACAUCUUCUCUGCCUCGGCCGACGCGCACAUUGCCAGCUGGGAUCUCGAGACGGCCCAGCGCAUAAGGAGACACCAGGGCCACGACGAAGUCAUCAACGCUCUGGACAUCAGCCGUCGCGGCGAGGACAUUCUGUUCAGUGCUUCCGACGACGGCUACAUAGGCAUCUGGGACCCUCGUCAAAAAGCCGCCGUCGACUUCAUCCAGACAAACUUCCCCGUCACGGCAAUCGCCCUGGCCGAAGCUGGCAACGAGCUCUACUCGGGCAGCAUCGACAACGACAUCAAGGUCUGGGACCUGAGGAAGAAGCAGGUCUUGUACUCGCUCAUCGGACACACCGACACCAUCACAUCGCUCGCCGUUUCGCCCGACUCGCAGACGCUUCUCUCCAAUUCCCAUGACAGCACCGUCCGCACCUGGGACAUACGCCCCUUUGCGCCUACAGAACGACACAUUAGAACCUUUGACGGUGCACCGACGGGAAUGGACAAGUACCUAAUCAAGGCUACUUGGGAUACAAAAGGAAAACGCAUUGCUGCUGGCAGCGGCGACCGUUCGGUCGUGAUAUGGGAAGCCAAUACCGGCAAGAUGCUGCAAAAGCUGCCCGGUCACAAGGGUUCCGUCAACGAUGUCCGCUUCGCGCCCAACGAUGAGCCAUUGAUGCUCUCGGCCUCGACCGAUCGUAACCUAAUGCUAGGAAGCCUCUCGACGUGA
Messenger RNA from Aureobasidium subglaciale EXF-2481, 1059 nucleotides. RefSeq lists its product as uncharacterized. Gene Ontology annotation, cellular component: catalytic step 2 spliceosome. Bases 1 to 1059 code for a protein of 352 amino acids. Gene Ontology annotation, molecular function: protein binding; RNA binding. The transcript is spliced from 2 exons. The record is from RefSeq and is a predicted model, not a curated record. Lineage: Eukaryota; Fungi; Ascomycota; Dothideomycetes; Dothideales; Saccotheciaceae.